Tuber melanosporum (Perigord truffle) is the source of this 1649-nucleotide messenger RNA. RefSeq lists its product as uncharacterized. The record is from RefSeq and is a predicted model, not a curated record. The transcript is spliced from 5 exons. Bases 423 to 1391 code for a protein of 322 amino acids. NCBI's taxonomy places the organism in Eukaryota, Fungi, Ascomycota, Pezizomycetes, Pezizales, Tuberaceae. Gene Ontology annotation, biological process: transmembrane transport.
AUCCCUUAUCCCUUCCCCCCAUCAUAUUUAGCCUGCCAUAAUUCCCAAACUCCGAUUCACGUUUGUCCUCCAUCUGCAGCGUUGAAAACCCUCGGCGUUGGGCAAGUUUGUUUUCUCGGCGGUUGAAUGGACCAAAAAACAGCGGCUCUUUCCUGUUCACGCUUUCCGGCUCCCCGCUUCCCAUCGGAAUCUUUUCAAGGCUCCUCUCUACACCGACGUUGUCAUCUUCCACAGCGCCUCAGUUGCAUUGAACAUCAUCUCUCUCUAUCUCCUUGCAUAACCCUGUUGUCACCUGAAAUUCCCUCAUCAUGAGUCUCAAUCGAAAACCCCCCACUCCCGUCGGUGAUACCCCACCACUAUCAAAGGACGCCGGUCUUGCUGCUUCAGAGCCUGCUACAGCACCGACAACUUCCCCGCCUACAAUGGCUUCCUCAAAAGCUAUUCCUCCACCUUCGGAUUUCAUGAGAGGGCUCCGUGAGUAUCUUAGUCAACCGGUGACUGCGUCGUUCAUUGCCGGAGGUAUUGCCGGCGCCGUCAGCAGAACAGUCGUUAGUCCAUUGGAGAGGUUGAAAAUUAUUUUUCAAGUCCAGGGUCCUGGAAACAGCUCUUACCGGGGUGUCGGACCCGCACUGGUGAAGAUGUGGAGGGAAGAAGGCUGGAGAGGCUACAUGAGAGGGAAUGGGACGAAUUGCAUACGAAUUGUACCCUACUCGGCUGUCCAGUUCUCCAGCUAUACAAUUUACAAGAGGCUCUUACUUCCAGAAGGCGGCACUGACCUCGGCACUCUUCGCCGACUCUGCGCCGGCGCCAUGGCUGGUGUAACAUCAGUUGUCGCGACAUAUCCUCUCGACAUUACCCGUACACGUCUUUCCGUUCAGUCAGCUUCGUUCUCCUCCAAGGGUGUGCCGCACACCAAACUUCCAGGUAUGUGGGCAACCAUGAAAACGAUGUAUCGUACCGAAGGCGGCACAAUAUCCCUCUACCGUGGAUUAGGCCCUACCCUCGCCGGCGUUGCUCCAUAUGUCGGAAUCAACUUUGCUACCUACGAAGCUAUGCGGAAAUUCAUGACCCCUGAAGGGGAGGCAAACCCAACGGCCCUCGGGAAACUAUGCGCGGGUGCUGUUAGUGGAGCUGUAGCCCAGAGUGUUACUUACCCCUUCGACGUAUUGAGGAGAAGAUUUCAGGUCAAUACAAUGAAUGGCCUUGGUUACCAGUACAAGAGUAUAUGGGACGCAAUAUCAAUCAUCCUCCGGGCUGAAGGUAUCAGGGGAAUGUACAAGGGGCUAUUGCCAAACCUGCUGAAGGUGGCGCCGAGCAUUGGCAGUAGUUUCUUGAGUUUUGAAAUUGCUAGAGAUCUACUUGUCGCCCUAGACCCAAAGCUAAACAUAUGAACCAAGCACUUCUUGUCUUCUAUUUGCUAAUUACUUGAUUGCGUUCGUGGUUUCGACAAGCAAAACUCGGCCUGCGAAAAAAAAUACCCUCUCGGUAUCUACGGAGGGGCUGUGUGAUAGAAUUGUCUUUUAUAUAUCUUUUUGCUAGUGUUUUUGACAUUAAGGGUAAUUUCAUUUUUCCUCAUUUAUUUCUAUUUUUGCAGUCCUGCAUGAAUUUUGUUAGCCUAUCCCUGCUCACCCUAGUUGCUUUGGGGGCAU